CGCGCACGCGCGGCCCCGCCCCUUUCCCCCCCGGCCGCGGGCGGCUCUCGCGAGAGCGCCGUGAUUUCUCUCCUACGUGCCGUGCCGUGCUGCUCAUGGCGGCGCUGGAGCGGGGGCGCUGAGCUGUUGGGUAUGAAGUGGAACAGAACAGAAUUUACCACCUGAAACUGCUGCUUCAAGUUCAGAUCAGGAAAAGAAUAUAAGUAUACCACAUUGUAACAACUCAAGACCAAAGAAGAGACAACUUAACACUGAAGAAGAUACAAGGCUUGAUCUGAAACAAGAAGUUUGUGCCUACUCAACAGCUUCAAAAGAGCACGUCCCGACGCUGCUAUAGUAGUCUUUGUUUUCUCCAGUGCUGUAGUGAAACUGCCCAGGGCAGCAGCACUUGUAUUCUCUAGAGCCUGAUAGAUCACCUUCUUUUGCUACCUUUUUCUUUCUCUUUUUGUCUCUCUUCCUUUUGUUCCCUUUUUUAAAAUAAUAGCAGUCUUCAUCCUUAGAAACUUGUGCUGAAACAGAAGAAUCGGCAAAUACUACUGAAAGUGCAAUAUUUGAAUAUCACUGCGAGAUGAGCUUUGAUCCAAACCUGCUCCACAACAAUGGACACAACGGGUACCCCAAUGGUACUUCGGCAGCGCUGCGCGAGACCGGGGUCAUCGAGAAGCUGCUGACCUCGUACGGCUUCAUCCAGUGCUCGGAGCGGCAGGCCCGGCUCUUCUUCCACUGCUCCCAGUACAACGGCAACCUGCAGGAGCUCAAAGUAGGAGACGAUGUUGAGUUUGAAGUGUCUUCUGAUCGCCGAACUGGAAAACCCAUUGCUAUUAAAUUGGUGAAGAUAAAGCCAGAAAUUUUACCUGAAGAACGAAUAAAUGGACAAGUUGUGUGUGCUGUUCCUCACAAUUUAGAGAGUAAAUCUCCAGCUGCCCCGGGUCAAAGUCCAACAGGGAGUGUUUGCUACGAACGUAAUGGGGAAGUAUUUUACCUGACUUACACCCCAGAGGAUGUUGAAGGAAAUGUACAGCUGGAAACAGGAGAUAAAAUAAACUUUAUAAUUGAUACAAAUAAACAUACUGGUGCUGUAAGUGCUCGUAACAUUAUGCUACUAAAAAAGAAACAAGCUCGCUGUCAAGGAGUAGUCUGUGCCAUGAAAGAAGCCUUUGGAUUUAUUGAGAGAGGUGAUGUCGUUAAGGAGAUAUUCUUUCAUUAUAGUGAAUUUAAAGGUGACCUAGAAACCUUACAGCCUGGUGAUGAUGUGGAGUUUACAAUCAAAGACAGAAAUGGUAAAGAAGUUGCAACAGAUGUUAGACUGCUGCCUCAAGGAACUGUCAUUUUUGAAGAUAUCAGCAUUGAACAUUUUGAAGGAACUGUAACCAAAGUAAUUCCAAAAGUACCCAGCAAAAACCAGAGCGAUCCUUUACCUGGCCGCAUCAAAGUGGACUUUGUGAUUCCUAAAGAGCUUCCCUUUGGGGACAAGGACACAAAAUCCAAGGUGACCCUGCUGGAGAGUGACCACGUUCGGUUCAACAUUUCCACGGACAGGCGCGACAAACUGGAACGAGCCACCAACAUUGAGGUUCUCCCCAACACCUUCCAGUUUACUAAUGAAACCAGAGAAAUGGGUGUGAUUGCAGCAAUGAGGGAUGGCUUUGGCUUCAUUAAGUGUGUGGACAGGGAUGCUCGGAUGUUCUUCCACUUCAGUGAGAUCAUGGAUGGAAAUCAGCUCCAUAUUUCUGAUGAAGUAGAGUUCACCGUCGUUCCUGAUAUGCUGUCUGCCCAGAGGAACCAUGCCAUAAGGAUUAAAAAGCUCCCCAAGGGCACAGUUUCUUUCCACACCCAGUCAGAGCAUCGCUUUGUGGGCACUAUAGACAAAGAAGCCACUCCAGCCAAAGCCACUAGCCCAAAUAAAGGCAAAGAGAAGGAAGCUGAGGAUGGAAUAAUUGUGUAUGAUGACUGUGGAGUAAAACUGACCAUUCCUUACCAGGCCAAGGAUGUGGAAGGAUCUACUAAUCCCCAGAUAGGUGAUAAGGUUGAGUUCUGUGUGUGUGAGGUGAAGAGGACCGGGCUGCAGACGGCUGUUUCUGUCAGGAUGCUGGGACGCAACUACAGCUCCAAGAGGCUCUUGGGAUAUGUGGCAGCCCUGAAAGAUAAUUUUGGGUUUAUUGAAACAGCCAAUCAUGAUAAGGAGAUCUUCUUCCACUACAGUGAAUAUUGUGGUGAUAUUGAUAGCCUGGAACUUGGAGACACUGUGGAAUACAGCUUGUCAAAAGGCAAAGGAAACAAAGUUAGUGCAGAGAAAGUAAACAAAACACAUGCAGUGAAUGGUAUUACUGAAGAAGCUGAUCCAACUGUUUACUCUGGUAAAGUAAUUCGUCCCUUGAGGAGUGUAGAUCCCACACAGACAGAGUACCAGGGCAUGAUUGAACUCAUGGAGGAUGGUGAGAUGAAAGGAGAGGUCUAUCCCUUUGGAAUUGUUGGCAUGGCAAACAAAGGUGACUGUCUGCAGAAGGGGGAGACAGUGAAGUUCCAGCUGUGUGUGCUGGGUCAGAACGGGCAGACAAUGGCUGUGAACAUCACCCCGUUCCGCAGGGCCACCGUGGAGUGCGUCAAGGACCAGUUUGGUUUCAUUAACUAUGAAGUUGGUGACAGCAAAAAGCUCUUCUUCCAUGUCAAAGAAGUGCAGGAUGGUGUGGAGCUCCAGGCUGGGGAUGAAGUGGAGUUCUCCGUAAUCCUGAACCAGCGCACAGGAAAAUGCAGUGCCUGUAACGUGUGGCGUGUCUGCGAAGGCGCCAAGGCCGUGGCUGCUCCGCGUCCCGAUAGACUCGUGAACCGUUUAAAGAGCAUCAACCUGGACGAUGCCAACGCCCCGCGGCUCACGGUGCUCCGCCAGCCCCGGGGCCCUGACAACUCAAAGGGAUUUGGUGCAGAAAGAAAGAUCCGCCAGGCUGGUGUUAUAGACUGAUCCCAACCCCACGGUGACGUUGGGCCGUGCGGUGGGGCUGGCGAAGGGUACUGAAUAUCUCCCUGUUCACCCCUUCCUCCAAAUUCUCAGAAGCUAUUCCACCAGUUUUAACACCUUCUCAUGUUAUGUUUAAAAUUAAAUUUACGAAACCAUUUUAAAUUUCUGCACAGUUGCAUUCUGGAGAACUUUAAGGUGGCGCCUUAUAGUAUCACAUUUUAGAAGCUUGUUUUGAAUGGUGCAUUUAACGCAACUGGUAACUGCAAUCUCCAUUGCCUCUGUGAGUAAACAUAGACAGCUCUGCUCGGGCAGACCUUGUGGAAUUCUGCACUACAGUUAUUAUUAUGCUUUAUCCUUGUUUUUGGCCAAGGUUUAUUAUGCCUUAGUGCUCAGUUGCAUUAUCUUCCUUCCCAAGUGGAAGGGCAAACUCAUUCAGCUCACUCUGCUCAAAUUCUGAGGAACAUGUGAGGGUGGAAUGCAUUCUGUUUCUAUCAGAUC
Molecule: messenger RNA, 3454 nt
Organism: Lonchura striata (white-rumped munia)
Lineage: Eukaryota; Metazoa; Chordata; Aves; Passeriformes; Estrildidae
Gene: CSDE1
Product: cold shock domain containing E1
Molecular function (GO): nucleic acid binding
Source: RefSeq, a predicted model, not a curated record